Neurospora tetraspora is the source of this 924-nucleotide messenger RNA. Its product is annotated as protein trafficking Pga2. Bases 339 to 791 code for a protein of 150 amino acids. Lineage: Eukaryota; Fungi; Ascomycota; Sordariomycetes; Sordariales; Sordariaceae. Gene Ontology annotation, biological process: protein transport. The record is from RefSeq and is a predicted model, not a curated record. The transcript has 2 exons.
CACCAGCCCGCCGCAAGUUCGCAAGUGCAGGUGCCGGGCAGUUCAACACUUUUUUCUCCCUUCUCCUUUUCACAACAACUCUAGACUCCUUCUUCUCUUUUUUUAAUUACUCCGGCAACCUCGGGAUCCUUCUUUAUAAUACUUCCUCAAACUAGACUUCUUUUUCUUCGUACUUAAUCAGUCGUCGGCGAAAGCUUUCCUUCCCGGCGUUUCCCAAAGACUCUACCUCUCGAGUUGUCGCAAGUACACCAAAGCCUCUCUCCACCGCCCUUUGCGCAAAGAAGCCUAAAGACACCACCACAUAACAACCAAACCACGCCCGAACAAACCCGAUCAAGAUGGACGGAGUAGCCAAUGUCAUAACGGUCCUGGGUGAUCGUAUCUCCAACAAUGUCAGGGGCACCUUCGCCAGCAUGACCGCGGAGAAGUGGAUUCGCCUGAUCAUCAUUGUCGGAGCUUAUGCCCUGUUGCGCCCGUACAUCAUCAAGCUCGGCGGAAAGGCGCAGAUGAAGCAACACGAAGAAGAAUCUGCCGAAGCCAUUAGGGGCACCAUCUCCCCCAACGAGCUGCGCGGACAAAAGGCCAUGGUCCGUCUCCCUGGUGAGGACAGCGACUCGGAAGACGACGAGGCGCUAAACGGAGAGACUUCGGCGGCGGACUGGGGCAAGAAGGCCCGCAGGAGACAGCGCAUGGUCAUCAAGAAGCUCAUCGAGGCCGAGGAGGACAGACUGCGGGAGAGCAAGGAGGAAGAGGAGGAUAAGGAUAUCGAGGAGUUCCUACUCAAGGAGUAAAAAAAAAAGAACAGGAAUCGGGUUUGGGUAUGACUGACGUUGGAUGAACUUAUACAUUAAAAAGACGGACGACGACCAACAACACAGAAUAAUCAAAUAAUAAUGCAUUCACGAGACAAGACAAUGGAUGGAG